GUGCGCAUGUGUUGUGUACAUACUUUUCGGGGCCAUGUAUUUCGUAGGAGUUAGCGGUCUAAAUAUAUAGAAGUCUGUGCUCUAAGUUCCAAAGUGGCACUCUACACACCAACUAGCGUAUAGGCAUAUUCGAUUGGGAAGCCUAAUCAGUCACACAGAUAAGAAGAAGAAGAAGAAGAAAGUGGCACUCUCAGCAUUAUUUAUUAUUUAUAUAUACAUAUAAUGGCUGAUAAUACUGUAAUUGCCGUCAAUUUCUGUCAAAUACAGGCCAUUAGCCACCUAAAUGACAUUUAAGUCCUAUUAAAAGAGAACGAAAAAAGAAAGAUAAUAAAAUAUUGUAUAUUUGUAUAUAAUUAGGAUUAUUACAUUGAUGAUCAAGACUGGUAACAAUAUGCGACGUUCUCAUUCUGGAGGUAAUGGCUACAAUCCAUUAUCAAGUACAUCUACCCACAAUGCCAUGGAAGAUGAAAAUGAAAGAAUGACGGAAGAGCUAGAGGACAAAAUUCACGCUUUAAAAUCUUUGUCUAUUGAUAUUGGUACUGAAGUAAAAUAUCAAGACAAAAUAUUGAGAAGCAUGGAUGAUGAUUUUGAAAGGACGAGUGGUUCCUUAUCAGGUUCUGUAGCACGUAUUUUGCGUCUAGCAAAAGCAGGCUAUAAUUACUAUAUCUUGUACUUGUUUCUUUUUUCUAUAGCAGUAUUUUUCAUAUUGUGGAUAGUAUUGAGAUUUAAAUGAUUGUAUAUAAAAUCUAUAGCUAAGAGAGAGAGAGAGGUAAAAUGUAUAUAAAAUAUAAUUAAAUCAAAAUUGGAAAUUUCAAAUAAGUGAUAUAGCUGGUUUAAGUGUUUCUGAAUUAUUUUAUAAAAAAGUUCAUUCAUUUUAUUAAGAUUGCAUUGUUUCAUAUCUGUACAUGAAAAUAUAUCUUAGUUAAACUAUACCUACAUAGAAGAGAUAUGUCCUACAUUGGGAAUAAAUACUAUUUUUUCAAAAA
Formica exsecta is the source of this 986-nucleotide messenger RNA. Its product is annotated as BET1 homolog. Gene Ontology annotation, biological process: vesicle fusion with Golgi apparatus; endoplasmic reticulum to Golgi vesicle-mediated transport. The coding region runs from base 371 to 733 and encodes 120 amino acids. The record is from RefSeq and is a predicted model, not a curated record. Gene Ontology annotation, cellular component: SNARE complex; Golgi trans cisterna. NCBI's taxonomy places the organism in Eukaryota, Metazoa, Arthropoda, Insecta, Hymenoptera, Formicidae. Gene Ontology annotation, molecular function: SNAP receptor activity. The transcript is spliced from 3 exons.